AUGGUAACUACCACGCUCUCGAAUGGUUGUGUCCAUGGUGUACUCAGAGAAGGGGCUUACUGGAAAACUGGAGUGGAUGUGGAUCUUAGUGAUGAUGAAGAAUCUCGGCCGACGAAACGAGCACGGAAUACCUUGUAUCAACAGCCUCAGGCUGUAUCCGACGUGUACUGUCGCUGGCGCACUGUACAAAACAUAUAUCUAGCACCUACAGAGCAUCUAAGACGUGUCCUCUCUAUGGGGAACGUUUCUUACACCCAAAAAACUCGUGCUGUCCGCGCGCCAUGGCCACGCCCAGUCAAGUCAUUGCCGUCACGCGCUGUUCCGAAUUACAAUCCUUCUCCUCCUUCUUUCCCUCGAUCCACUCCUUCAACCAAUUGCAGAUCAUCCCGGAACUCUGUUCUCCCAUUAUCUCAAUUCUCAGGAGACUUUCAUCUAUUUUCUACUUCCUCUGGCUGCAUACCGCCAAACAUCUUAUCGAGGCUCAAUGAACCAGACUUGGGAACUGACUCAGGUCCUUCGAAUGCUUAUCGGAUAUUGUACGACCUACUGACCGGAACAACGACAAACUCCCCGGAUGCACGAUGUUUUAUUCCUGAUAAUACCGAACGCCAUUCCCGGAAUGGGUUCAUCCAAACCGAGUUGAUCAAAGAUCCGGUGACUGACGAGCGACUUGGAAUUGGUCUGCAUGAUAUCCGAGAAAUUGGAGAUGGUGGCUUCUUGUUCCCGUUAUCGUCCUCUUCGGAGUCUACUUCACGAUGCCAUGGCUUGGAUGUCGAUGUGAUGGAGUCGUCUUCCUCUAUUGCCUCGGUUCCCGUUACUACUGCUACUAUUACACCGAUCUGCAGAAGCCUUUAUGCCGGUGCACACAUUGUAGGUGAUGGAUCCCUCGGGGAUAUUGUAGACUCGUUCGGAGAGUUCGCGAUCCGUAGAGUAUGGUGCGGGUUCUCUGAAAAGGAUAGUGAAAACCACGUUAACUUCCUCGACCACCAUCCAAUGGAGGAGAAACAGAAGGAGGAUAACCUCCCCAAAGUCAUGGAACUCUUCCGCGGUCAUUUUUCCCUGAGAAUCUACUUCGGGGACGGGUAUGUGGACAGGGGAUGUCCGGAGAUUGGGGAGCAUUACAUUGAAUUCUGGGCGGAAUUCGAUAAGAAAGAACUGUUCUUCCGAAAUCUGUUUGCAAUUCCAGGAGGUCUAGCCUCAGGAGGCUUAGUCCCGAUGAUGCAAGUGUUCUAUCAUGGUGAUGGAUAUCCUGCGUUUUCAAUACACAUCGCUCUGCUGGAAAAAGCUAUUGGGUUUUUGUCUGAAUUCCUAUCUGUUCAAACAACAUCGGACUGGGAAUCUGCUAAGAAUCAGGUUGGGCGACUCAGCAGUGAGGCAACGAUUGCAACUUUUCUAGCUGCGGUUCAGUCUCAAAUAAUUGCAAUCUCGUAUCAGGACAACUCCACAAACAUUCAGAUUGCAACAAAUGCUUUGGGAUUUGCAGGUGUGCUGUUGGAUGUGAUAACAGCUUUUCUAGCUUUACUGGCCUCUGCGAUCCUCCAACGCCACAUAACUACUAUCGACAAACAGCUGACUGCCAUAGAAGAUGCUUCUUUUGAGCAAAUUGAAGAAAUCUUCUACUUACUCCGAUUUGUAGAUGCUCGAGGACAGAGGUCUCACAUUAUGUUCAGUGAUCUCUAUCAAUGGGUAUUUGCAAAAUGCGAAGCUCGUUUGAAUGUGUUGCAGAAUAUGCAAGACAUGCAUAGAGAUAGCAAUGGUAUCAGUUCUCAGAUUCCAGAGGGUGUAAGACGAUUGAAGAGUGUCGAGCUUCAAGCCAGCUUGAUAGUCUAUUCCUAUCGACAUAUCCGGAACGUGACACCAAUUUGUGAUGCAGCAGGAACUGCCAUGUUUUGGGGUGUUCUGUGCUUCUUUGCAUCUGUCCAGUGUCUGGCUAUUGCUACCCAGCCUCCAGUGGUUUGGAUAAUAUCUUCAGUGACGUGCUCACUCAUUGUCAUUCUCCCCCUGGUUACUGUUGUUUUGGGUUUGAUUGGAGUUAGUGAGUUAAUUUAA
Molecule: messenger RNA, 2049 nt
Organism: Lentinula edodes (shiitake mushroom)
Lineage: Eukaryota; Fungi; Basidiomycota; Agaricomycetes; Agaricales; Omphalotaceae
Exons: 5
Coding region: 1-2049 (682 amino acids)
Source: RefSeq, a predicted model, not a curated record